Coregonus sp. 'balchen' is the source of this 2610-nucleotide messenger RNA. NCBI's taxonomy places the organism in Eukaryota, Metazoa, Chordata, Actinopteri, Salmoniformes, Salmonidae. The record is from the annotation of a GenBank genome assembly.
AUGAAAGGCAAAGAAAGGUCGCCGAUUAAAAAGCGCUCUCGGGCUUUGGAUGAUAUCCGAGAUAGGGGAGGAGGCCAUCCGCCCAGCAAGAAAAUGGGGGCUAUCUCGGUUUCCAGUGGGAGCAAUAAUGGAAAUAGCUCGACUAAAAGUGACGCAGGAUCUACGAGAAGGAGUUUGUUGGGCGAAAAGAGAGACAGGGAUUUUGACGGGCAUGUUUCCAGUAGAUCCGGCGUGAGUAACCAUAGCUAUCCCGGUGCUGUUGCUAGUGCUAUCGGUAAGAACCACAACCUGGGCUUGACUCUCGAUUUAGCCACGGCAAGGACUAGUAAUUCUCGCGGCGAGCGUGCUCUGCCUCCCCCCAACAACAACGAGAGUGAGUACAAAACUCUUAAAAUCAGUGAACUGGGAACUCAGUUGAGCGACGAAGACAUAGAAGACGGACUUUUUCACGAAUUCAAAAAAUUCGGUGACGUGAGUGUCAAAAUAAGCCGCAGCAACGACGAGAGAAUCGCGUUUGUCAACUUCAGAAAGCCCGAGGAUGCAAGAGCAGCUAAACACGCCCGGGGCAGGUUAGUACUUUACGACCGUCCUCUGAAAAUCGACGCAGUGUACAUCAACAGACGGAGAAGUCGCUCUCCAGUUGAGAGAGUUGACAGAGACCCCUAUGUUGGAGCCCCAGGUCACAGACACCUUCACACCCAGAGACCCCUCUCCCCAUCGGGGCUUGGAUACAGAGACUACAGACUACAGCAGCUGGCCCUUGGGCGCCUCCCUCCUCCCCCACUUCCCCCUUUGCCCAGAGACCUAGAGCGGGAGAGGGAGUUUGCCCUGUUUGAAGCCAGGUCGCGCCCAGGUCCAGCUUUCAUUGCAGAGAGAGCUGCUGCUUUCCGCGAGGAGGAUUUUAUCUCUCCCGAGGAUGACCAAAGAGCUAACAGGACGCUGUUUCUGGGCAACUUGGACAUCACAGUCACAGAGACGGACCUGAGGAGGGCGUUUGACAGGUUUGGGGUGAUAACAGAGGUGGAUAUAAAGCCCACACGGGGACAGACCAGCACAUAUGGAUUUCUGAAGUUUGAGAAUCUCGACAUGGCCCACCGCGCCAAACUCACCAUGUCUGGGAAGAUAGUGGGCCGCAACCCCAUAAAGAUUGGCUAUGGUAAGGCCACCCCCACCACACGCCUAUGGGUGGGCGGGCUCGGACCCUGGGUCCCCCUAGCUGCACUGGCCAGAGAGUUUGACCGCUUUGGUACAAUAAGGACCAUUGACUACAGAAAGGGGGACACCUGGGCCUAUAUCCAGUACGAGAGCCUUGACGCUGCUCAGGCUGCGUGCACGCACAUGCGUGGCUUCCCUCUGGGGGGGCCCGAGAGGAGACUCAGGGUGGACUUUGCAGACACAGAGCACCACUACCAGCAGCAGUUCCUUCAGCCUCUUCCUCUACCUCCCUUCGACAUGGUGGCAGAGUCUUUCAUCCACCGCGCCACAGCUGAGCCCCUGAGGGACAGAGAAAGGACUCCACCGCCGCUCCACUUCAGAGAGAGAGAGCUGGGCUUCCCCGGGGCUGAAUGGCCCCCCAACCCGGCUAUGCGUGAACGGGUACGUCCCGGGGCCUUUGAGCCGCCGGACCACCUGCAACGGGACCGGCGGAUGGGGGGGAGGGAGCCCUGGUCUCUGGAGCGAGAGCUGGUGGGGCGCGGCGGCGACCUGGGGCGUAAACGACGCCUCAUGGACGAUGGUCGCCAUCUUGACGUCUCUCCUGACAGCACCGACCGCACGGCACGCCGGCGCAGAGGUGGCCCAUCCCCAGACGGUAGCCCUGAUGGAGGCCGUUUCAGUGACUCAGAGCGCCCCCCUCGCGGCGACGACAGACCCUCCCCUGGACGAGACCGCCGCCCCAGUCUGGAGCGUCCUGGCGGAGGGGACAGGAGACUGAAGAACCAGGGGAAUCUCGCCGAGAGAGGGGCCUCCAGCAGUGGCCUCGCAUCUUCAGCAGGGGAGCGGAAACGUAAAGCCGGCGACAGCAGCAGCAGAGGACCCGGAGCUAAGAGGGAUCGCUCCUCAGACCAGGGCGGCUCUAAAGGCAGUCAGUCAUCCAAGCUGAGCCUGGCCUGGCACGGCAUGUUGCUCCUGAAGAACAGCAACUUCCCCGCCAACAUGCACCUCCUGGAGGGCCACCAGGGCGUGGCCAAGGACCUCCUCGUCGACGGCCCCACGGGGAGACAGGUGGGAGAACUCAAGAUCACCCAGCGUCUCCGCCUCGACCAGCCCAAGCUCGAUGAGGUCUCCAGACGCAUCAAAGCGGCCGGCCCCGGCGGCUACGCGGUCCUCCUGGCAGUUCCUGGUUCCGGUGGCGAGGAGGUGUCGUCGACGGACCCUGCAGCUUCGACCCAGCGUCCUCUCCGCAAUCUGGUGUCCUACCUGAAACAGAAGCAGGCAGCCGGAGUCAUCAGCCUGCCGGUUGGAGGCAGCCGGGAUAAGGAUCACCAGGGUGUUCUCCACGCGUUCCCUCCCUGUGAGUUCUCCCAGCAGUUCGUUGAUGCCUCGGCUAAAGCUCUGGCCAAAACGGACGAGGACUAUCUGGUGAUGGUCGUGGUGCGGGGGCCAUCAUAA